This is a messenger RNA of Knipowitschia caucasica, 249 nucleotides long. NCBI's taxonomy places the organism in Eukaryota, Metazoa, Chordata, Actinopteri, Gobiiformes, Gobiidae. The record is from the annotation of a GenBank genome assembly.
AUGUCGCGCCACAGCAAACUCCAGAAGCAGGUGCUGUCUUUGUACCGGCAGUUCCUUCGUGCCGGAAAGGCCAAACCAGGAUUCGUCCCAAGAAUCAAAGACGAAUUCAAAGAAAACUCCAAAAUAAAGAGAUCAGACGUGAUGCACAUAGAGUAUCUGUUCAGGAGAGGACAGAGGCAACUGGAACAACUCAAAGACCACAACACCAAACAACUGGGAACUUUUUCCAAGAACACUCAAGAAAGCUGA